AUGACUGAUGUUAAGGAAAUUUCGUGUAAGCUUUGCCUUACAACUAUAACUGAUAAAGGUUUUGAAGUAAUAGACAACAUUGUUAGAGAUAUUCUAGAUGGUCUUUUGCUGAAAUUGAAAUUUGAUAGCGAGAGCAAAGGGGUUAUAUGUAACGUUUGCAGAAGAAAGUUAAACAAGGCGUCAGAAUUCAAGUCAACAUGUAUGAAUACCGAUAACACAAUAGCCCCCUAUGUGGAUAGCGAGAAAAUGUUGCAGCUCGACAUAAGAGAGGUGUACAUAAAGGAAAAGAAAAGUGAGUUAACUGGUAUGUCUAGCAAUCAAAAAAUAUGUCGAUUGUGUAUGCAACCAGUAAAACGGGAGUUUAGUUGUAUACGUGAAGAGGAACUGGAAGCUAUUCACAAAUUGACGCCUGAAAUAAAUAUAAAUAUCAUCAAAGAUCCCGUUGUUUGCAAGCCAUGCUUCGAUUCUCUGUGUACCCACAACAGUUUCCUAAAAGAUUGCUUAGAGGUAGAGCAAAAUAUUAAAGGCUUUGAAAAUUCAGCCACUGAAAAUCGAAUAGAAACGUCCGCAUCUGCCGUAUUCAUUAAGACUGAAAACAUGUACAGAGAAUUGGAUAUUAACGAGAUGGAAAUGUCGAUCAAAGCUGAAUAUGACAUAAAAGAUGAGGAAAGGAGUUUUACCGAGCAUCUUUCGGAGCACAAAGAUCCUUCGCAGAUUCAAACGUACAAGUGUAACGAAUGCAAUUUCGAAACUAAAUACAAAGGUAAUAUGAAAAAGCACCAACUGAAACAUGAAGAUUCUUCGAAGCUUCAUAUGUACAGAUGUAACGACUGCGAUUACGAGACUAAAUACAAGUAUAACAUCAAAACGCACCAACUGAAACAUAAAGUUUCUUCACAGGUUUAA
Anoplophora glabripennis (Asian longhorned beetle) is the source of this 906-nucleotide messenger RNA. RefSeq lists its product as uncharacterized. The record is from RefSeq and is a predicted model, not a curated record. The transcript is spliced from 4 exons. NCBI's taxonomy places the organism in Eukaryota, Metazoa, Arthropoda, Insecta, Coleoptera, Cerambycidae. The coding region runs from base 1 to 906 and encodes 301 amino acids. Gene Ontology annotation, cellular component: nucleus. Gene Ontology annotation, molecular function: zinc ion binding.